AUGAUUCGAAGCCAAUCUCAAUGCUUUCUUGGUAUUAUUAUUACCAUCUACUUCUUCUUUUGUCUUCUUCCGUUACCAAACACCUUUGCUUCUCCCACACAGUCUUUGUGCCGCAGCGACCAAAGAGAUGCUCUUUUGGAGAUACAAAAAGAGUUCCCGAUCCCUUCCGUUACUUUAGGAAAUCCGUGGAACAAGAGCAUUGACUGUUGUUCUUGGGGUGGAGUCACGUGUGAUGCUAUCUUGGGAGAGGUGAUAUCACUAAAACUCUAUUACCUUAGUACUGCUAGCACCUCUUUGAAAUCUAGUAGUGGUCUUUUUAAACUGAAACAUCUUACUCACCUAGACCUUUCAGAUUGCAAUCUCCAAGGGGAGAUUCCUUCUUCAAUUGAAAAUCUUUCCCAUCUCGCACAUCUUGAUCUUUCUAGUAAUCACUUAGUAGGUGAAGUUCCCGCUUCAAUCGGUAACCUAAACCAACUAGAAUACAUAGAUCUUAGGGGAAAUCAACUCAUAGGUAAUAUUCCUACUUCAUUUGCAAACUUAACCAAGCUUUCUCUAUUGGACCUCCACAAAAAUCAAUUCACGGGUGGGGAUAUAGUAUUAGCCAACUUAACCAGCUUAGCCAUUAUAGACCUCUCCUCCAAUCACUUCAAAUCCUUCUUUUCCGCUGACCUAAGUGGACUCCACAACCUGGAGCAAAUCUUUGGGGGUGAAAACUCUUUUGUCGGACCUUUUCCCUCAUCUUUGCUCAUUAUUUCUUCUUUAGUCCAUAUUAGUUUAGGGGGAAACCAAUUCGAGGGACCUAUUGAUUUUGGGAAUACAUCUUCAUCAUCUAGGCUUGAAGUUUUAAAUGUUGGCUACAACAAGUUUGAUGGGCUAAAUCCAGAAUCUAUGUCAAAAUUAGUCAAUCUAAAAGCUUUAAAUCUUGAUGGGAACCAUUUUGGAGGACGAGUCCCUAGAUCUAUAUGGAAAUUAGUCAAUCUCGAACGUUUAAGUCUUAGCCAAAACAAUUUCGGAGGACGAGUCCCUAGAUCUAUAUCUAAGUUAGUCAAUCUUGAAGAUUUAGAUCUUAGCCACAACAAUUUCGAAGAACUAUUCCCUAGAUCUAUAUCUAAGUUAGCCAACCUCACUUCCCUUGAUAUUUCCUACAACAAGUUGGAAGGUCAAGUACCUUAUUUAAUAUGGAGACCUUCUAAGUUGCAAUCUGUGGAUCUUUCUCAUAAUUCGUUCAACAACUUAGGCAAAUCUGUGGAAGUUGUCAAUGGGGCAAAGUUAGGUGGGUUGAAUCUUGGUUCAAAUUCACUCCAAGGACCAAUUCCCCAAUGGAUCUGCAACUUCAGAUUUGUUUUCUUCUUAGAUUUGUCCGACAACCGUUUCACUGGCUCAAUUCCACAAUGUUUGAAGAAUUCCACUGAUUUUAAUACGUUAAAUCUGCGAAACAACAGUCUAAGUGGAUUUCUGCCAGAGUUGUGCAUGGAUAGCACUAUGUUACGAUCACUUGAUGUCAGCUACAACAAUUUGGUGGGGAAGCUUCCAAAAUCUUUGAUGAAUUGCCAGGAUAUGGAAUUUCUGAAUGUGAGAGGAAACAAGAUCAAGGACACGUUUCCAUUUUGGUUGGGCUCUCGGGAAUCACUAAUGGUUCUUGUGCUACGAUCAAAUGCAUUCUAUGGUCCAGUCUAUAACUCCUCUGCCUAUUUGGGGUUUCCACGCCUGAGUAUCAUUGACAUAUCCAAUAAUGAUUUCGUUGGAUCAUUACCACAAGACUAUUUUGCCAAUUGGACUGAAAUGUCAACGGUGUGGGAUAUCAAUCGACUGAACUACGCAAGAAACACUUCCUCAAGAACGAUACAAUAUGGGGGACUUCAAACUAUCCAAAGGUCGAACUACGUGGGGGAUAAUUUCAAUUUGCAUGCAGAUUCGAUUGAUUUGGCGUACAAAGGAGUAGACACAGAUUUUAAUCGGAUCUUUCGAGGCUUCAAAGUCAUUGAUUUUUCGGGAAACCGAUUCUCCGGACAUAUCCCUGAAUCCAUUGGUCUUUUGAGCGAAUUGCGUCUUCUCAACUUGUCCGGCAAUGCAUUCACAGGCAACAUCCCUCCAUCCUUGGCAAAUAUCACAACCCUCGAGACAUUAGACCUAUCGCGAAAUAACUUGUCAGGUGAAAUUCCUCAAAGUCUCGGGAAACUCUCGUUUCUGUCCAACAUCAACUUCUCCCACAAUCAUCUACAAGGAUUUGUGCCACGGAGCACACAGUUUGGAAGUCAAAAUUGUUCUUCAUUCGCGGGUAAUCCUGGACUCUAUGGCCUCGACGAAAUUUGUGGAGAAAGCCAUCAUGUUCCUGUUCCUACAUCUCAGCAACAUGAUGAGUCUUCGUCAGAACCAGAAGAGCCAGUGCUGAACUGGAUAGCAGCUGCAAUAGCGUUUGGACCUGGUGUGUUUUGUGGAUUAGUGAUCGGACACAUCUUCACUUCAUACAAACACUUGUGGUUUAUAGCUCGUUAA
Arabidopsis lyrata subsp. lyrata is the source of this 2496-nucleotide messenger RNA. Its product is annotated as receptor like protein 30. The transcript has a single exon. Bases 1 to 2496 code for a protein of 831 amino acids. NCBI's taxonomy places the organism in Eukaryota, Viridiplantae, Streptophyta, Magnoliopsida, Brassicales, Brassicaceae. The record is from RefSeq and is a predicted model, not a curated record. Gene Ontology annotation, molecular function: protein binding.